This is a messenger RNA of Homarus americanus (American lobster), 7719 nucleotides long. Its product is annotated as CD109 antigen-like. Lineage: Eukaryota; Metazoa; Arthropoda; Malacostraca; Decapoda; Nephropidae. Gene Ontology annotation, cellular component: extracellular region. Gene Ontology annotation, molecular function: endopeptidase inhibitor activity. The record is from RefSeq and is a predicted model, not a curated record.
CCAGUCAGUCUGGUGUUGAGUGUGCUAGAGAGAGGAGCGACAGUUCUACUUGUGUCCCGUUACCUACCACCUGUUAUAAUCUGCGCUAUUUUCACCGUCAUCAAGAGGAGUGAAGUGGUGGAGAGUGGUUUACCAGAUAGUCAGGAUGUGGGCGUGGGCGACAGUGACGGUGCUCACUGUGGGCGCGCUUGUGGGCGGUGCCGCAGCUCAAGGGACAUACAGUGUGGUGGGGUCGAGGGUGCUGCGUCCUAACAGAGACUACCAUGUGGUGGUGUCGACGCACGGGACCACGGCGCCCGUCAAGAUGAAUGUGGAGGUGGGCGGUAAGCAGGACGCCGGCGGGGUCAUUCUUAACAGACAGCUGGCUGACCUAGAACCCGACUCUACACAGGUCGUUAACUUCCAGAUAGGAGAGCUGGGUCCUGGGGAUUACAACCUGACGGUGAGCGGGUUCGGCGGCCUCGUCUUCUCCAACACCACGGCCCUAGAGUACGUCCACAAGUCCUACUCGGUCUUCAUACAGACGGACAAGUCCAUCUACAAGCCCGGGGACAUGUUGAAGUUCAGGGUGGUGGUGGUGAACCCUAUGUUACGGCCUUCUGUCACAGGCGCCAUAGAUGUAUUUAUUACGGACGGGGCGGGUCACCGGGUAAAGGAGUGGCGCCGGGUGUUCACCAACAAGGGCGUGUGGACGGGAGAGCUACAGCUGGCGGAGGAACCUGUGUUGGGCCGCUGGAACAUCACCGUCGACGUCCUCGGUCAGACCACCUCCCGGGAUGUCACUGUCGCCUACUAUGUCCUCCCCAAGUUCGAGGUGACGGUGUCGCUGCCGCAGUACACUACCUUUGAGGAGAAUGAGUUCAUCGCCACCGUCGCCGCCAAGUACACGUAUGGCCGGCCGGUGAAGGGGGAGGUGACCUUGCAGGUGACCCCUACAUACAAGUACGGUUACCUUCAGGCUCCCUACGACGACCCGAUCCGUGUGGUGAAGCAGAUGAAGGGCAAGACUGAUGUGGUCAUUGAUAUGCAGAAUGAUGCGAGGUUAAAGGGUGACUACGCCAGAGAGUUGGAGGUAACAGCCUACGUAAGAGAGGAGCUGACAGGCCGGGUACAGAACGCCACCUCCCACGUCACCGUCUACCGCUACCCCUACACCCUGUCCCUCAUCCGCACCUCCGAUAGCUUCAAGCCUGGCCUCAAGUACACCGCCUUUCUCAAAGUAUCGUAUCAGGACGACACUCCGGUCACGUCUGGAAAUGUGACCAUCCGCCAUACCUUCACCAGAGACCCUGAGGGCUUCAUGGAGGAGGUACACCAGAUCCCAUCUACAGGUAUCGUCACCUUAGAGUUCAUGCCCCCUUUGGAAGACGAUGUACUGAGUUUGGCCCUUGAAGCACGGUACCUAGAGCUCACCCGGUGGCUUGGGGACAUCAUCAGGGCUCAGAGUCCCACCAAUGCCUUCCUCCAGGCUACUCUCAUCACACAGAACCCUAAGGUGGGGGAACCUGUAGAGGUAGGCCUCAACGCCACACAGCCUAUGGUCUACUUCGUAUAUGAGGUGAUAGGUCGUGGGGAUGUCCUCUUCGCCGAUACCCUUCAGGCUCAUAAGGGAACCACCCAUUCCUUCAGGUUCGUGGCCACACCGUCCAUGGCACCAAGGGCUCGUCUGGUGGUGUACUACGUGCGUGAAGAUGGUGAGAUGGUCGCUGACUCCCUUCACUUCGCUGUCUCCGGGGCCAUCCAGAAUGAUGUGUUUGUGAAUCUGACCCCCAACACGGUGGAGCCAGGCGGUGACGUAGCUAUCACAAUCACCACCAAACCCAACUCUUUUGUGGGUGUGUUGGCCGUGGACCAACGAGCCCUGAUGCUUGGCAAACACAACCACUUCUCACAGGAAGAGGUGGUAGAGGAACUGGAGAACUACGAUCCAGGCCGCAGGAACCUCGAAGGCCCUUGGUUCAAUCUACGCCGUCGUAAGAGGGCUCUGUUCAACUGGCACGGCACCACUACCGCCAACGAUGUAUUCAAGAACGCCGGUGUGGUUGUGCUUACCAAUGGUUUAGUUUAUGACUUCAACCCAUUCUUGGCCAAUAUGCUGCCCGUGGGUGAGGGCCCCAUUGACGGGUCACCUUGGGACCCACACCGACGACCUGCCGCCAUCAAUGGCUCCUUCUUCCGAGAGUUUGCCCCCAUGGAAGGGUCGACGAUGCGGCCUGACCUUGGGCCUGGCCUGGCCUAUAAUGCCCCAACCAGGCCGCCCCUCGCCGGCCCCUAUGCCUUCUCCUACCUGCCCCCACCACCUGACAACCGCCCACGCGUGUACCUCAACCAGGCUGCCCCGCCCACCUGGCUCUUCAUCGAUGCCCAGACCAAGUUCAACGGGGUGGUGACGCUGAGAGAGAAGGCACCAGACGCCAUGACCUCCUACAUGAUCUCUGCUUUCGCCGUUGAUGACUUCCACGGCCUGGGGGUCACCAAGCAGCCCUCCAAGCUACAAAUCUUCAGGCCAUUCUUCACGUCGGUACACUUACCUGAGGCUGGAGUGGUACGAGGGGAGGCGGUGGCGGUGGAGAUGGUCGUGUUUAACUACGGCGACGAGGACCUUACUGCCGAUGUCACUCUGGAUAAUCUCAAGGGGGACUUCCUUUUCGCUGAUUUUGUUAACGAGAUCGACCAGGGCUCACCGUCAGGAAGAAAAACGCGGCAGGUGCAAGUACCGGUAGGAGGUGGAGUGCCCGUGAGCUUCAUGGUGGUGCCGGACUCACUUGACAUCACCGUCACUGCUACUGCCGGCGCCGCCAUUGAUGUUGUGACCAAGAAACUCCUGGUCAAGCCCGAAGGAACGAGGAUGACUGUCAACAAGGCGCUUCUGCUAGACCUCCGCUCAGAGUCCAGCUUCAGUACCAGCAUCAAUAUCACCACCCCGCCUAAUAUUGUCAACGGGUCCCGGGCUGUCAUUGUCAAUGUCAUUGGAGACGUGUUGGGUCCUGCCGUAACUGACCUACACAACCUGUUGGAGUUGCCGACCGGCUGUGGUGAACAGAACAUGGCCAAACUCGUCCCUAACAUUGUUCUUAUGGAGUACCCUAAGAACAAGAAUCAGCUGAGCGAUGCGAUGGGGGCGGCCAAGCGUAACUCAGAGACAGGCUAUCAGCAGCAGCUCAACUACCGCCGUCAGGAUGGAUCAUUCAGCGCCUUUGGUACCAGAGACGAGUCCGGCAGCACCUGGUUGACAGCGUUUGUGAUCAAGUCGCUGGCUGAGGCUAGUCGACACAUAGACGUGGAGCCAGAGGUGUUGAAGGGAGCAUUGGAGUGGCUCAUACCUCUACAACAAGCGAAUGGCUCCUUCUCUGAGGUUGGCACCGUUAACAAUGAGGCCAUGCAGGGCGGUGCCUCCCAGGGUGUCCCCCUCACCGCCUACGUCACCAUCGCUCUCCUCACCGUGCAGCGACCUCCGACGGCCAAGGUGCGUAAUGUGGUCAACCGGGCGGUGGACUUCCUCGCCUCUGGUCUGGAUAACAUUGAGGAAUUCUACAGCCUAGCCAUCACCACCUACGCUCUCCACCUGGCUGAUCACCCUCUCAGAGACGCUGCCUUUUAUAAGCUCGAGGGCAAGGCCAAUGUUGAGGGUAAGGAGAAGUGGUGGUCGUCAGGAGAGAUGAAGAGAACACAUGAGACCUUUAUUGACUCGCUGCCCCUGGACGUAGAGGCCACUAGUUACGCCCUCCUCACUUACGUCUCCCGUGACCUGACCCGUGACGCCCUACCCAUCAUGCAGUGGCUGGUCAGACAACGGAACCAAUAUGGCGGUUUCCAGUCCACACAGGACACAGUGGUGGGCAUGACGGCACUGGCAGCUCUGGCGGGCAAGCUGACGACGACUGACCCACAAGUCAAUGUCCGACUCAUCUACGGCGCCCGGGGGAAGAACCUACAGGUCACUCGGUCCAACACGAUGCUCCUCCAGCGUUUUGAGUUACCAAGUGACACAGAGAAGGUAGAGCUAACAGCGUCAGGAUCAGGGGUGGCGGUGGUGCAGGUAACGUAUCACUACAACGUGAGGGUGACGGGGCCCAAACCUUCCUUCUCCCUUGACCCGCAGCUGGAUAUCACCACGGAUGCCAACCGCCUCAGACUCACAACCUGUACCGGGUACAUAGCAGGCAACUCAAGCAAUAUGGCGGUCAUGGAUGUCUCUCUUCCUUCAGGGUACAUCGUUGAUAAUGAUCUUAUACCUGGUCUGUACGACUACACGGGGGUGAAGCUGGUGGAGAAGAAGCCGGACGACUCUGGGGUGGUGGUGUACUUUGACUUCCUCACCCCGACGGAAGUGUGCCCCACCGUCGUCGCCUACAGGGUCAACAAGGUGGCUUUCCAGAAGGCCUCGUCUGUCCGCGUCUACGACUACUACGAUACGUCUCGCCAGGCCCGUCAGUUCUACAAAGCUCUGCCCGCAACACUCUGCGACAUCUGUGACCUGGACGAGUGUGACCCCGGCCAGUGUGAGCAACAGAUUAUUGAAUUGAAUCGACAACAACAGGACCCAGAGGAUAUAGAGCGGCCAGCCACGGUGACGGAGGUAGCUGCUGGGGUGAUGAGCAGCCCUACAACCCUCCUCACUGUCAUCACUUUCUUGGCCACGACCCUCCUUCACCGACACUAUUAUUAGUGCUCUUCUCUCGCCUCCCCGUCCACUCCCAUGCCCCUGCUUCCUCCGCCGGUCAUCUCAUGCACACAUGCUAACAAAAAAAAGGAGCACAUAUUAUACAUAAUAUGAAUCCUAAGGUGUUAGCCCUGGAAAUUCCUUGCAACGUAAAAAAAUGACUUAGGUUACUAACAUCCUGUUCCUACAAUCGGGGAGAGUAAUAGUAAUUUUUUGGUCUUAAAAGGCAGGUAGUAUAAUGUCAAAGUCUUCUCAGUCACACACACAUACACCAUGACAAAAAAAAAGGUGAUUACUUUAUUCGUCUCAGGUUCUCAUAAGGUGAUCCAAGAUGAGGUCAGGAAUCCUGUCUCUGGAGGCUGCUGUCAAUUACGUACAGUACGUUUGAGACAGUUGUUCAUCCACUGGGGACAGAGGAGACGGGGGCUACAUUGUACAUAAGUCUAUUAGCUUUGUACAUACAAAAACCAUUUCGUCUUCCAUGUAGGGUUAUGGUGAAAGCUUUAUUGUGGGUUAUGAUGCGUCUGCCUGAAGCCAUGGAUGGACGUGAUAACAAUAAGAAACGUAUAAUUAUCACUGGUUCCAGGUGUUGGUGCUGCUGUGUCGUCUUUGUUAUAGCUAUAUGUGUCAUGCCUCUGCCUCCAGGUUCUCGAAAUUCUGACGUUAAUUUUUCCCUAUUAUUGGAGAUCAGAGAAAUAGCGUUGGUAGUCCCAGGGCAAUGUUGCUGUUGCUAGCUAUCUGUGUCGCGUCUUAAUGGAGCCAGUUAGAUGUUUUCCCAUAUUCCCAGGCUAGAAAAAUUAAUAAACGUCUCCAUUAAUAGAAGAUAUGAGGACCUCUAACUGGCUCACUCAUCUGACCUAAGACACUAAGAUGGCGUCCAUAAAGGUGACAAUAUUGUGCUUAGCUUCUGCGUUAACCCACAUAAAUUCUUUAUUUUUCAGUUUGGGAAAAAAAUCGUGAGAAUUUUUUUGAGAAUCAGCACUCUUGAUAAUCUUGCUAUCCACCCGAGGUUGAAAAAUGCCUUUAACGUGAUGCAAAUGUAACUCCUUUUCGAUGGUAACUCACGCUUGAAGUCAGUAACUCUUGCAGCUUCUUCAUCAUUCGGAUCACUCGUCGGUUAUUUACUUGUUGGUAACUCAAUUACUGGUACACUCAAAUUUAUCAAUAACUCGAAACACUUGGUAUUUGUUCCUCCACUGCCCCUCCGCUCUAUGACUUACAGCUAUACGUUAUACUACAGCUGUUUGUAUUACUUUAAAACGAACCCCAAACAUUCUAAGCGCACUGUCAAAUUGUUGAGAAUCGUGUAACAGUGAUUUAAGAGUUAUCUUGUUCAUUACAAUAAGGUCAAUAUCACUGUUCUUUCUCAUCUUGUUGACUGCGGCAUCAUGCACUUUUAAGACCGGCAAAACGAACCAACCUUACUGUAGGUACCUAAUUUAAUGAAAAUAUAUUCUAAGGUCAUUUAUUUGGUAGUUUAGUGACUCGUUAAGCUAUUGAGAUAUUUUAAGAACUAACUGACGGAUUUUGAAGCGUUAUAGGAAGAUCCUUAACGGGUUCAGGAGUGGUCAAAGGAAUGGCUGAUGAGAUUCAACGUUACGAAAUGCAAGAGGAUGCAACUAGAUCUUACUAAUAGUAAGGAAGCUUAUCACCUCUCCCAACGUGAUGAAGAAACACCAUUAACUGAAACUAAACGUGAAAAGGACCAGAUGUUUGUUCACAACGAUUAGAUGUCCGUCUCUCCUAAAGCUCUUCAAUAGUACGGUGUUCCCCAGCUUGGAGUACCGUCGUUCUGUCUGGUCACCAUGAUAUGCUUAAGACUGCCAGUUGAUUGAGAACAUCCAGGAGGGCCACUAGACUGGUGCCUUCCGAACCUCACGUACCAAGAGAGUUAAUGCCUUCAGCUGCCUAGAUUAUACUAUAGAGGGGCAAGGGAUGAAUAAAUAAAAGAUUAUGAACGCCUAAAUUGGUCAUAACUAGUAGAUGGCCGCCCCAUUACAGGUCACAGCCUCAAUUUAAGAAGCCACAAGUACAGAAAACUAUGGGAACUAUCCUCUUUGGAGUGAGUUGUGAACCCUUGGAAUAAUCUGCCAGUGUUGUGACGGCACCGAGGGGGAGUAGCUCGUGUUCAGUACAUUCAAGAGCCUUUACAUGCCCAGUACUUGCCAAACAGAGACAUGACCGACCGGCUAGCGAACCGAACCGCGCCGAAGAAGGUUGAAUGAAAAAAAAAGUUGGUUACAUUAUUUUUACCAAAACACAAAACAAAAUGGAAAAUUCCGAGUUAUUGAACACUAAAUAACAGAUUGACUCGACCACUGUAACAAUCUUGACAAAUACCUAUGUUGUAAUAAAAUAGUAUCUCAGGUCGAGGAGUGGAUCUGGCACUUCUGGUUGUGCUGAAAUUCAAGUCAAGUUGCAGGAGCACUUUUAAUAGUAACCCAAGUCUCUGUUUGGUUUUCUGUGAUACAAUAUUACAGAAAUAUUUGUUAUUCUUGAUAUACAGGUAGAGAAAAAUAAUUGCCAGGUUUAACUACAGUACAUCCAAAUUCAAAGUGGUUGUGCAGUAUAUACCAGUGAAAUACAAAUAAUGCAUUGCAACAAUAGGAGCAUCAAAGUCAUUUUUCAGUACUACAAAUUUCUGACCGCCCUUUAACCUUCCAUCAUCCCCCGAACCUAAAACAAAUCUCAUUAUGCAAUCCCUCUGGUGACGCACAGCUGAAACGCUACAGGUUGUUUGUUGAUCACUAAAAAUAUUCUAACACGUGUAUCUUAUGUUUAAAUUAACCUAUGAAGCUUUAAUUUUACGUUAAUAAAUCUUUUUUAUCCCUUUAUGUGAAUAUAUAUCCAUUUUUUACGAAACAAUUGUAUUUUAAUCUGUUACGCCUUCAGUGAUGUCAAACGAAAAAAAACACAUUACAGUUUUUACAAUGGAGACUUGUGAUGUGUUAAUUCCAAUACCGGAAACUUUUUUUUUUACCGAUCAUUACGGCACUAAUAAGCUAAUUACACGAUGUAUAAUUUUAUUGUUACUUAAUAAACCAAUUGCCUAUGUU